GUGUGUGUCUCUAGAGAGUAAUGUGUGUGUGUGUGUUUCAGGUGAAAUAUAAAGCGGGAGGAAAGAAGGAGGCCUCGUCGUCGCUCUACCACCUCCUCCCCGAGACGCCGGAGAUGCAUUUUGCCAAACAGAUGUCAGAGAUGCAGAGCGAGACUAAGUACAAGAAGGACAAAGAGGAUCUGUCCAACACGUUGUUCUCUCUGCUGCCUGAAACUCUGCACACUCAGUUUGUGAAGGAGAUGAAUGAGACUCACAGCGAGGUGAAGUACAAGCAGGCUGGGAAGCAGCAGACGGCGUCUUCUCUUUACUCCAAACUGCCCGAAACUCUGGAGACCAAACACGCCAGAGAAGCGAGUGAACUACAGAGCGCAAAAAAGUACAAAGACGAGGGGAGGAAGGAGAUGACGUCGUCUCUGUACUCUCAGCUUCCUGAAACCUCAGAGACUCUGUUCGCCCGAGAGAUGACUGAGAUACAGAGCGAGAACAAAUAUAAGCAGAGCGGGAAGAAGAGCCAGAGCUCCAGCGUUUACUCUCAGCUCCCAGAGACCAACGACAUCCAGUUUGCCAAAUCUGUUUGUGAGAUACAGAGUGAGAGCAGGUAUAAAGAAGCCGGGAGGAGAGACGCGUCCGGCUCGCUGUACUCCAUGCUGCCUGAGACUCUGGACACUCUGCACGCUAAAGAAGCUUCUCAGCUGCAGAGUCAGGUGAAGUAUAAGCAGGACGGUAGGAAGGAGGCGAGCGGCUCUCUGUAUCACCAGCUCCCUGAAACCACAGAGACACAGCUGGCCAAAGAGCAGAGAGACAUGUACAGCGAGGUGAAGUACAAAGAAGAAGGGAAGAAGGAGGUCGGUAAGAGCCUGUACUCGCUCCUUCCCGAGACCGCAGAGACACAGUUUGCCAAGCAGAUGUCAGAGAUACAGAGCGAGACUAAGUACAAGAAGGACAAAGAGGAUCUGUCCAACACGUUGUUCUCUCUGCUGCCUGAAACUCUGCACACUCAGUUUGUGAAAGAGAUGAAUGAGACUCACAGCGAGGUCAAGUACAAGGAGGCAGGAAAGAAGGAAGCCAGCAGCUCUCUGUACCAGCAGCUGCCCGAGACGCUGGAGACGCAGCAUGCUAAAGAGGCUACCGAGCUGCAGAGCGAGAACAAGUACAAGCAGAGCGGGAAGACGUCCAUGUCGUCCAGUCUCUACGCUCAGCUGCCGCAGACGGCCGAGACGCAGCUUGCCGCCAAGAUGUCCGACCUGCAGAGCGAGAGUAAAUACAAGGAGGACGGGAUGAGGAACCUCUCUCACAGCUUCUACUCUCAGCUUCCACAAACGGCUGAAACUCAGUUUGCUAAAAGCGUCUCUGAGCUGCAGAGUGAGGUGAGCGAGACUCUGGUUUCAUUUCAUAAAUCAUGAAGCUUUACAUUCUCCUAAUACCACGUUUACCACAAAUACUAACUAAUACUCUGACCUUCCCAUUAUACAUGAGUGUGAUCCACAUCUUUCUCUCCAGGGCGGUUGUUGUGUAGAAGAAAAUCUACUUUUAUGUUUUGUCUUAAAUUCCACACUAACAGUCUACGCAAAUACACAAUAUUUCAGAUGAAAUAUUAGAGCACACAACACUAAUAUUAUCCCAGGAUGCAGUGCGGUAGAGAUAACGAUGGCAACCUCCAGUUCUGUAAAGUGAAGCCAAAGCUUCAUGUGUUAAAGCUGCAUU
This is a messenger RNA of Anarrhichthys ocellatus (wolf-eel), 1704 nucleotides long. Its product is annotated as nebulette-like. The coding region runs from base 21 to 1403 and encodes 460 amino acids. The record is from RefSeq and is a predicted model, not a curated record. Gene Ontology annotation, biological process: cardiac muscle thin filament assembly. Lineage: Eukaryota; Metazoa; Chordata; Actinopteri; Perciformes; Anarhichadidae. Gene Ontology annotation, molecular function: actin filament binding. The transcript has 12 exons. Gene Ontology annotation, cellular component: Z disc.